AACUGUCAGAGCCAACUAUUUUGAGUCAAGUAUUUCAACAAGAAUUUACAUAUUUAAAAUUUGCAGUGAUAGGUUUCUACUUAUCCUAGCGUUGGUAAGUUGGAAAUUUUUGGUUAAAUGGAUCUGGAACGUGAACUGCCCUUCAGCGAUGUCUCAAUGGAAAUUGAUGUGCCCGAACCGUGGAGUGAUGUGAGAUCGUCAGACAGCCUGCUUACCCUGAAGCAGAGUGGGAGCCAAGUGACGAUAAGACCAUCCGGGUAUGAGUUAGCUGAUUUAUCCGAUCUUAGCUCGGACGACAUUCACCUGAGUCUUCUAGUAGAGAAAGGUUUAAUUGAUAUUGGCUCAUUGGACAAACCCUCGGCCACAGACCUUACAAAGGACAAUCCGAGGCUUUUGUCCAGGUCGGCGGAUCGUGGUGGAAUUGCUGAAAUAGUCAAGGAAAUGCGAAACGAAUUCAUGAACAAGCUGACCUCUAAGGCUAAGAGCUUCAAGGAAAUCCUGAUAAAGAGAGGCUUGAUGGAACCAAACGACGAAAAUCCUAUUCUGCAGAAUCACGACUCUGAGAAUAAAGAAAAGACCGAAGAUGAAUCUCAGAUUUCACGGCGUAAGAAUAACGCGGGCAAAUCUAAGAGGACAUCUUUAGGGGAAGGCGACGUCAAUCGAAAUGGUGAAAUCGCCCAGCUUAUCAAUGAAAUCAAUCAGUUUACUUCUGGCAUGGACAAAGAUCCGAACACUGCGGACUGGUCUCUUUUCCGGGAAAGCCUGCUUAAAAUACAUAAGUACUAUGUUAGCGUCAAUGAGCCGGAAGAAAAAGACCAGGAACGACCAAUUAGCAAUAUCGGCGCUGUCAAAGUUUCAGAAUCAGCAUACACCAACAAGCCGUUGGAAGACCUCAGCAGUCGGGCCAAGUAUCUCCGUAAAAAUAUCCGAGGUCUCGAAUGCAAGAUGCUAACCCUCGACCACUCCGUUGAUGACUUUAGCGACAAGUUAAACCGCAGCUUGAAAACCAACGAGCAAGUGGAGCGGGAACUGGUGGCGAUUGCACUGGUGCGCGAUAAAAUCGGACGACGCCUUAGCCAGAUGGAAGUGGAAUUUCGCAGGGCCAAGGAGCACUUAUUUCAACGGGGCAGGAACCCAAAACUCCAAAGCAAUUAUUAAUCUUCUUCAAGCCAUAACCCUGGUUUUGGAUCAGAAUAGGAGUAAACCAGUAAAUCGGGUUAAAAACAUUUCAAAGUAACACUAAUAGUUAUUAUUUAACUACUGAAUUUUGCCGCCCCAAUGAGCAUUUGGUAUUGAUUAGUUUUGAUUAUUCAUACUUGAAUAAUAAAAUAUGAAAAAUGUUAAAUGCCGACAACUUUUUAACGAAAUAAUAAUAAAGUAGUGCACAUAAAUUUA
Messenger RNA from Drosophila teissieri, 1395 nucleotides. RefSeq lists its product as uncharacterized. The transcript is spliced from 3 exons. The coding region runs from base 118 to 1158 and encodes 346 amino acids. The record is from RefSeq and is a predicted model, not a curated record. Lineage: Eukaryota; Metazoa; Arthropoda; Insecta; Diptera; Drosophilidae.